AUGGCUCCUCGUAGCCGCAACAUCGUUGCUAGCCGGAGAAGGAGGAGGGACGAGGAAGGCGAGGAUGAGGGCUCGAUAGAUGGAGAGUUGGAGGACGACUCGCUAAGUGAGGGAUCGAUCAUCAGUCAUCAAGACGACGAAGAUGCCGAUGGAGAAGGCAGUGAUGAGAGUGAUGAUGAGGCGCCCGCCUCCCCGCAGAGCAGAAUCAACGGGCAUCAAGUUAAUGGACGGCUGCCCGAGACGAAUCAACAGCUGGGACGACAGAAUUCCGUUUCCCCCGGGAAACAAGCCAUGCAGUCGGCGGUAUCAGAUACGGAAGCGAUGUUAAAUGGGAUGAAGAUCUCCGGUGAGACAAAUGAGGUGGCCGAAAUCCAUUUCGAUAACAUGGAGGAGCCCAAUCAAGCUGGCAGGACACCAUCGGCGCCACCUACAGAACCGAGACGGGAGACUUUUGCAGAGAGGAAACGUCGUGAACAUGAAAAGUACAUCAAGGAACGGGAUGAAAAUCCAGCCUUUGUGCCAACACGAGGCAGCUUCUUCCUUCACGAUAAGCGAUCUACGGAGUCGGGGACAAAUGGUUACAGGCCCUUCAACAAGUCGAAAUCAAGGCCUUACGGCCUUAUUGUGGAUGGCAACACACGCAGAAAUCUUUCCAAGUCCGAUGCCAGUCAAGGCCAGUGGACUCAUGACCUUCACGAUACCGUCGCCGGAGAUGAUUCGCCUGCCCUUAAUUCUCCUGCCGCACCGAAUAUGAUGCCCAACCCCUCCAAGCCAGUACCUACAGCCCCCAGAUCGUCUCCUCCCAACCGUUCUUUCUCUAGCACCACCCUGAUAGGAAAUGUGCCUGUCGUGGUAUACCUGCCGGGUAUGGAUCGUCCAAUCCCGCACCCCACUGUCCAGAAGAGGCAGCAUACUCGAUUGCCUCAGCAUCGGCCCCCUUUGCGUCGGGACAAACCUGUUCGGAUUUCUCUUCCUGGUCAACCUCCAAGAUACAUAUUCCCGUCUACAGAGCGGUCUUUCAUUUUCAUCCCACGAGCAUUACGGCCCAACCAGCAGGCUUUCCGUGGUAGAGGUCGUGGUGGAUUUUAUGGUGGAAGACGUACCAGUAUUACCAACUCUGCAUACACACCUAGUGUCACUAUGAGCCGGAGAUCGUCGUUAGGAAGAGCAGGAUCUCAGGAAGGAUACUCACCGGCCGGGUCCAUAUUCUCCCGGCAGACGAUGGUUACGACGGAGAAUGGCAAACCAGUUGUUCGCCUUCCACCACCUGUUCGACCGCCUGGAGGCAUCCCUCCAGUGGCUGCCGGCCCUGUUGCACCGGCACCAGCAAUGCCCCCAUCUCUGCCUCCACCACAACCUCAACAUCCCCUCUAUCGCGAGAGCCGUCAGGCUCCGAUUCCCAUGCAUCAGCCCCGUCCUCAAAAGGCCGUAUCUGUCGCAGACAUCGAAAGUCCCGCGAGUUUUGCGUUCAACCCCCCACAACCACAGCAGGAACAACCCUUCCAUCACCAGGUUCCGGUACCCAAUGGCUUGUAUGGAUCGGACGUUGGCCACCCUCAGACGUCUGUGACACCUUUAUCACACAUCCCGGAGCGUGUCAUUCAUGCACAACCGUUCCAGCCGUACAACUUCCAGCAGCCUCCAGGGUUCUACCCAGCAGCAUAUCCUCCGGGUGCCAUGUAUUAUCCCGUUUCUGGCAACGAGUUUCCACCGUAUAAUGCUUCCGGUGGCCCUGGGGCGUCUGUCCCUCCAUUCCCACCUCCCAGUCAGCAGGUACCAUAUAUGAUGCCGGCACCGCACGCCUCAUCAGCUGAGCAGCAGUCCUCGCAACCCAAUACCGUUGCACAUGAGGCAGGCGGUACGGUAUAUUACUAUGAUGCCGCACAAAUGUAUCCGAACCAAUCGUUUCCGAUGCCUGCCCCCGGGCCUGGUGGAGUUGUGGGGAUGGGCGGGAUGAUGACCCCUCCUGGUACGACUUAUUACUAUCCUCAAGCACAAGGCGUUUACUAUGCCUCACAGUGA
Aspergillus wentii DTO 134E9 is the source of this 2022-nucleotide messenger RNA. RefSeq lists its product as uncharacterized. The transcript is spliced from 2 exons. Gene Ontology annotation, molecular function: mRNA binding. Gene Ontology annotation, biological process: mRNA processing. Gene Ontology annotation, cellular component: exon-exon junction complex. NCBI's taxonomy places the organism in Eukaryota, Fungi, Ascomycota, Eurotiomycetes, Eurotiales, Aspergillaceae. The record is from RefSeq and is a predicted model, not a curated record. The coding region runs from base 1 to 2022 and encodes 673 amino acids.